AUGAUUAGUAGUUUAAGAUGGUUGAGACUUUUUGCAAAUCUGUGUCUCUUUGUUUUUUUUCUGAUCGCCGCAAUUAAUUACCAAACCAGCAUUUAUCUUGUGUACCAGGGCAAAGGACAAUUACAAUUGCUUCUAAACACUCAGUCCUUUGAGAAAUUUUCAAAAGAAACAAAGCUCUCUGAGCACGAAAAAAAUAAUCUUUUGCUGAUUGAUGAGGUUAAGAACUAUUCUGUAGACAGUCUUGGGUACAAACCAACAAAAAAUUUCACAGAAAUUUACGAUCAAAAAGGUGAUCCCGUAUUAUGGGUAAUAACAGCCUGUGAGCCUUACGAUUUAAAACCUUAUGAAUGGAAAUUUCCAAUUGUUGGCAAGGUUAGUUACAAAGGAUUUUUUAAAAAGGAGUUAGCUACAAGCGCCUACAAUCAUAUGGUUGUUACUGGCUACGAUGCCGAUCUGCGAAGCGUUUCAGCCUGGAGUACUUUGGGCUGGCUGCACGAUCCUGUUCUGAGUAGUAUGCUCAAACGUAGUAAAGAAUUACGAGGAUUCUAA
Molecule: messenger RNA, 549 nt
Organism: Ostertagia ostertagi
Lineage: Eukaryota; Metazoa; Nematoda; Chromadorea; Rhabditida; Trichostrongylidae
Source: the annotation of a GenBank genome assembly